AUGGCUGCACCUCAGAGAGGAGAUCUGUCGGCACCCGAGAGGAAGAUCCUGCAAGUCAUUGCUGCAGGUGACGUACAGGAGGCUGCUCAGCUGCUCGCUAGCAAGGAAGUACGAGUCAACUGUUUGGACGAGUAUGGCAUGACUCCACUGAUGCAUGCAGCAUAUAAAGGCAAGGCAGAUAUGUGUCGUCUGCUGCUGCAGCAUGGGGCCGAUGUGAAUUGCAACCAACAUGAAUAUGGAUACACUGCUCUCAUGUUUGCCAGCCUGUCAGGGAAGACAGACAUCACCUCCAUGAUGCUGGAUGCAGGAGCAGAGACAGACCUGGUGAACUCUGUGGGUCGCACCGCUGCUCAGAUGGCAGCGUUUGUAGGCCAGCACGACUGUGUAACAGUGAUCAAUAACUUCUUCUCACGGGCAAGGCUGGAGUACUACACCAGACCACAGGGGCUGGAGAGGGAGCCCAAGCUGCCUCAAAGGCUGGCGGGGCCGCUGCACAAGAUCAUCAUGACCAGCAACCUCAACCCAGUCAAGAUAGUCAUGCUGGUGAAGGAGAACCCUGUGCUGGUGGACGUGGAAGCUCUGGAGAAGUGUUACCAGGUGAUGGACCUGCUGUGUGAGCAGUGUGUGAAGCAGCAAGACAUGAACGAGGUGCUGGCCAUGAAGAUGCACUACAUCAGCUGUGUGCUGCAGAAAUGCCUGGCAUUCCUGCAGAAACAAGACGACAAGCUAGAUGCACUUGUCAAGAGCCUGCUGAGGGGGAGGGACAGUGAUGGUUUCCCACAGUACCAGGAGAAGUUCAUUCGGGACUGCAUCAGGAAGUUUCCUUACUGUGAGGCCACACUGCUUCAGCAGCUGGUGAGGAGCAUUGCACCGGUAGAGAUUGGCAACAACCCGACAGCAUUCUCCGUGCUGACCCAGGCGCUGACAGGUCAGAUGACGUUUGUUGAUGCCGACUAUUGUGCUACAUGUGGGGAGAAGGGAGCAGACAAAAGAUGCUCCCUGUGUAAAGCAGUGACUUACUGCAACCUGACCUGCCAGAAGCUCCACUGGUUCACCCACAAAAAGAUGUGCAGGAUUCUGCAGGAGCAGAAUGCUGACCUGGAGAAGGACACUCCGAGGCUGAAAGAGUUGAAAGAUGAUGAGAGCGACCUGGUGCUGGAGACGGCCAACUUCCUGCAGGAGCUGUGUCUGCGGGCGGAGGAGAAGGUGGCUGCCGCUGGAGGCUGCCCUGCAGAGCUGCUCGCCUGUCCCUCCACUUCUACCGAGGGACCGUCCUGCACCCAAGACUGA
Seriola dumerili (greater amberjack) is the source of this 1290-nucleotide messenger RNA. RefSeq names its product ankyrin repeat and MYND domain-containing protein 2-like. The record is from RefSeq and is a predicted model, not a curated record. The coding region runs from base 1 to 1290 and encodes 429 amino acids. Gene Ontology annotation, biological process: regulation of smoothened signaling pathway. Gene Ontology annotation, molecular function: protein binding. The transcript is spliced from 10 exons. NCBI's taxonomy places the organism in Eukaryota, Metazoa, Chordata, Actinopteri, Carangiformes, Carangidae.